This is a messenger RNA of Lagenorhynchus albirostris (white-beaked dolphin), 6074 nucleotides long. Its product is annotated as zinc finger protein 304-like. Lineage: Eukaryota; Metazoa; Chordata; Mammalia; Artiodactyla; Delphinidae. Gene Ontology annotation, molecular function: RNA polymerase II cis-regulatory region sequence-specific DNA binding; DNA-binding transcription factor activity, RNA polymerase II-specific. Gene Ontology annotation, biological process: regulation of transcription by RNA polymerase II. The transcript is spliced from 3 exons. Bases 387 to 2372 code for a protein of 661 amino acids. The record is from RefSeq and is a predicted model, not a curated record.
UGGCUGUGGAGGCUGGGAGGCCUGGCUGGGCUCGGCCUUCCGUGUGGCUCUUCGGAAGCUAACCGGGAAGGACAGUAGAAAGGAUAGGAUCUCCCUCCGCGCCGUUGUUAGGAUCCAUGGUCCCCGUCGUGUUACGGGCCGCUUUGCGCGGAGGUGUCAGCCGGGGCUGCGCUCUUCCUGAGGCCUUCUCACCCGCCCUCCGUCCUCGUCCGCUUCCAGAGGCGGCACCCUGAGCCUGAGCGCCUUUUUACAAGGGGGAGCCUGGGGCUCUGAGUGCGAUAGUCGUCCCGAGGACACUUCGCCCAGUGUGGGGUGGGCGUUCGGCUGCUCCCGCAGAGCCCGCUCCAGUCGCCAGUUUCUCGACCCGGGUCUGCUCAGAGCAUCCCAUGGCGGCCGCGACGCUUAUGGACCGGGCUCAGGGCUGUGUGACCUUCGAAGAUGUGUUCGUGUACUUCUCCCGGGAAGAGUGGGAGCUCCUUGAGGAAGCUCAGAGACUCCUGUACCGUGAUGUGAUGCUGGAGAACUUUGCACUUGUGGCCUCGCUGGGUUGUUGGUGUGAAGCAGACAAUGAGGAGGCCCCUUCUGAGCAGAGCGUUUUUGUAGAAGGAGUGUCAGAGGUCAGGACUCCUGAGUCAUGUCCAUUUAUCCAGAAAGCCCAGCCGUGUGAGAUAUGUGACCCACUCUUGAAAGACAUUUUGCACCUGGCUGAACACCAGGGAUCAUGCCCUGCACAGAAACUGUACACAUGUGACCCCUGUGGGCAAGGAUUCCUGUUCAGUGAAAACUUUUAUCAGCACCAGAAGCAAUAUAGUGGGAAGAAUCCUGUCAGAAGGGGUGAUGAUGGGGCCUCACUUGUGAAGAGCUGUGCUGUCCACAUGUUAGGGAGACCUUUUACUUGCAGGGAGGAAGGGAUGGACUUGCCAGGUAGCUCUGACCUGUUCCAGUACCAAAGCACUUACAAUGGAAUGAGUCCAUGCAAAAAGGCUGAGUUCAUGGAGCCUUUUCCACAAAGCUCCAGACUCGGGCGACACCAGGGAGACCAUGAUGAACUGAUGCUUCUCAAUUGCAGUGACAAUGGGAAAACGUUCCUGAACACCUUCACUCUCCUUGACAACCAGAUAACUCAGGCUGAAGUGCGAGCUUUUAGGUGCCUACCAUGUGGAAAUCUGUCCAAGGAGAAAUCAGUUCUUAUUCAUCACACAAAAAUUCAUAGUGGAGAAACAUCACAUGUGUGUAAGGAAUGUGGAAAGGCCUUCAUUCACCUGUCUCACCUAAAAACCCACCAGAAAUUUCACAAUGGGAAAAGACAAUAUACAUGCAGUGAAUGUGGGAAGGCCUUCAGCCGCAAAGACACGCUUGUACAACACCAGAGAGUCCACACUGGAGAAAGGUCUUAUGACUGCAGCGAAUGUGGAAAAGCUUACAGCAGAAGCUCCCACCUUGUUCAGCACCAGAGAAUUCACACCGGAGAAAGGCCUUAUAAGUGCACUGAAUGUGGAAAAGCCUUUAGCCGUAAAGACACACUUGUUCAGCACCAGAGAUUUCAUACUGGAGAAAGGCCUUAUGAGUGCAGUGAAUGUGGGAAAUUCUUUAGCCAAAGCUCUCACCUUAUUGAGCACUGGAGAAUUCACACUGGGGCAAGGCCUUACGAGUGCAUAGAAUGUGGAAAAUUCUUUAGCCAUAACUCCAGUCUCAUUAAACAUAGGAGAGUCCACACAGGAGCAAGGUCUUAUGUGUGUGGCAAAUGUGGGAAGGCUUUUGGCUGCAAAGACACACUUGUUCAGCACCAGAUAAUUCACACUGGAGCAAGGCCUUAUGAGUGCAGCGAGUGUGGAAAGGCCUUCAGCCGUAAAGACACGCUUGUACAGCACCGGAAAAUCCACACUGGAGAAAGGCCUUAUGAGUGUGGUGAAUGUGGAAAAUUCUUUAGCCAUAGCUCCAACCUCAUUGUGCAUCAGAGAAUUCACACUGGAGCGAAGCCUUAUGAGUGCAGUGAAUGUGGGAAAUGCUUUAGCCACAACUCCAGCCUCAUUCUACACCAGAGGGUUCACAGUGGAGCAAGGCCUUAUGUGUGUAGUGAAUGUGGGAAAGCCUACAUUAGUAGCUCCCAUCUUGUUCAGCACAAGAAAGUCCACACUGGAGCGAGGCCUUAUGAGUGCAGUGAAUGUGGGAAAUUCUUUAGCCGCAACUCUAGCCUCAUCCUUCACCAGAGGGUUCACACUGGAGAGAAGCCUUACGUGUGCAGUGAAUGUGGGAAAGCCUAUAGCAGAAGCUCCCAUCUUGUUCGGCACCAGAAAGUUCACACUGGCGAAGGGCCUCAUGAAUGCAACAGUUUUGAUGGCCCUUUAGCUGCAUCUGUUACACAUGUUUAGCAGCCAGAAGGUUCACGCUAGAGAAAGGCCUUAUGAAUGCAGAAAAUGUGCUGUAUCUUUGUUCAAGGUAUUAGGACUCACACCAGAGAAGAGCUCUGUGAGUGCCCUUUGUGAGGGAGCCAGCAGGUCAACCUUGUACAAUCGUACAUCCACCCCGGGGAGAUUCCCGAUAAGUACCACAUAGGUGAGAAGCUCUCAUGAGGUGCAUUGCACUUCCUCAACUGUCCAGGGCUCUUGACAGUUAUAUCACUGCCAGUGCCUGUGGUGGAAGCCAUCUCAUUGCUGUUAAGUUCCCACAGUGUCUGUCAGUUACUCCAAUAUGCUCAGGAAAGGUGGAGACCUGUGCUGUCUCUCCUGAUCCCUCUAGGGGAUUGUGAAUGUUCUGAGUGCACAGAAGGUCCUCAUUUCCUUCCCCAUGACUGGGUACUGAGUGACCAUGAUCUAGCUCUGGCCGAAAGGACCAGAGUCUACUGGGGAUUUCCAGACAAGAUUUCACUUCUUCCUGGACAAUGUUGACUGUCACAUGAUAGCUGUGACUUAUUUAUCUUGCUCCCAAGUCACCCAACUUUGGAACUCCCUGUCUGUGCUACUCUAGUCUGUGCAGUGAUAAAGGCCUGCUGUGGCAGUCUUUACUCACGGGAGGUCAGUUCACUGUGUCUAAUGGAUUGAGAAAAAAUUGGGUUUUACUGACAUGAAGGGAGGAACACCUUAUGUUGACACCAAUGCUAUGUGCCUCAGAAGGGACAGCAGGGUGGUAGAGAACAGCUCUCAGUCUAGUCUGGCCUAGUUUGCAUUGUUGCCCAAGGCUUGCUAGAAAAGUCUGAAGAGCUUUAUGCACCUAAUCCUGUGGCUUAGAAGUCAGGAUUUACUGUGAGCCCAGAGUUCAUUCUGAGGAGGGCACAGUUGGUGUGGAAAUCUCCAGUACUUGUGGAAGCAACAUGAAUUGGGUCCUUUGUUCCUAGGGAAUAUCCCAUAUUCCCCAGCACUUUUGAGGGAUUUCUGUCUCCUGGACCUGUACAGGAGCCAGUCCCUGAUGUCCAGAAUCUCAUAGGCAAGUAUCAUUGACUGGAAGGCUUUAGCCCUUUAGGGCAAGGUAGGAAUCAUAGUUGGUACAGAAACACUGAUAUAAUGGAGUGGGGAUGACUGUGGCUAGUGAGAGGAUGUGUGUCUAUUCUAACAGUGGCAUCUAUAAAUAUCCAUGUGAUUUUGGCUGUAUGGCAUGAAAGUGUACAGAAAUUCUCAGGACCUUCAGACGUCUGAGUCUCUGCAGCCAAUGCACUGUUACAGUAAAUAAUCUAAAGAUUUGUGGAUUCCUGUACCUCCCUGGGCUGUUGAUGUUAUGGCCAUCACUGCACAGGCAGGAACCCCAGCACUGAUGAGAGAUCCAGGGAUCAGGCUUCUCUGACCCAGCCAGAGUGACUGAAGUGGAUGUGGACUUCAUUGCUGAUACUGAGGCAGGGCUCAUCCCCCUAAACUGUGGGGAGAGGGAUAUGCUAGAACCAGAACAGUUGGCAGAUGUGACUUUCCAAGAGGAAUGGUAAAUAUGGGUUUUCAUAGGGAACAUUUAGUUCUUAACAUCUUCAUUAAGGUAUGGUGACAUGAAAUAAACUGAAUAUGUAAAGUGUAAAACGUGUUAUGUUUCACCAUGUGUAAAUACUGAUGAGACCACACCAUCAAGAUAAUGGAGAUAUCCCACACAACCAAAAGAUUCCUUGUAUCCCUUUAUAAUCCUUUCCUCCCAGUCCUUUCUGGCCCCCUUUCCCACAGUUCACAAGUAAUAGCAAGCAUUUUCUAGAAUUUCAUAUAAAUAGAAUCAUGGUAUAUACUUUCUGGGGAGUGGGGACUCUGAUAUUUUUCACUAACCGUAACUAUUUUGAGAUUAAGCCAUCGUGUUGCAUGUAUUAAUUGUUCAUUUGUAUUGUUGAGUAUUAUUCCAUUGUAUGGAUAUACUACAAUUGGUUUUUUAUCCAUUUGCCUGUUAUGGAUGUUUGGGUUAUUUCCAGCUUUUGGCUGUUACAAAUAAAGCUGCUGUGAAGAUUUGCUUAUAAGUUAUCACUGAAUAACAUUCCAUUGUAUGGAUGUAACAGUUUGCUUAUCCAUUCACUGGCUGAAGGACAUCUUGAUUGCUUCCAAGUUUUGGCAGUUAUGAAUAAACCUGCAAUAUGCAUUGUGUGUAGGAGGACAUAAGUUUGUCGACCUCAGAUUUCAGUUUGUUUGGUUUCAAGCCAAGGCAUGAUUUGCUGGGUCAUAUAGUAAGAGUAUAUUUAGUUUUGUAAGAAACUGUCUUCCAAAAUGGCUGUAUCAUUUUGUAUUCCCAUGAGCAGUAGGUGAGAGUUCUGUUGCUCCAUGUCCCUGUCAGCAUUUGGUGUUGUCAGUGUUUUCGAUUUUUGCCAUUCACAUAGGUGUGUAGUAACAGUAUGUUUUUGUUGCUUUAAUUUGCAAUUCCCUAACGACAUAUGACGAAUAUCUUUCAAUAUUCUUUUAACAGUGUCUUUUGCAGAGCAGAACUUUUAAAUUUUAGUCAAGUCCAAAAUACUCGGUUUUUCUUUCAUGGAUUGUGGUUUGGUGUUGUAUCUAAAAACUCAUUGCCAAACCCAAGGUCUUCAUUGUCUCCUGUGUUAUCUUCUAGGUAUUCUAUAGUUUUUGUUUGUUUUUUUGCGGUACGCGGGCCUCUCACCGCUGUGGCGUCUCCCCUUGUGGAGCACAGGCUCCAGACGCGCAGGCUUAGCGGCCAUGGCUCACAGGCCCAGCCACUCCGCAGCAUGUGGGAUCUUCCCGGACCGGGGCACGAACCCGUGUCCCCUGCAUCGGCAGGCGGACUCUUAACCACUGUGUCACCAGGGAAGCCCUAUUCUAUAGUUUUGUAUUUAGGUUUAUUAUCCAUUUUGUGAAAAUAUUUGUGAAAGGUGUAAGAUCUGUGUCUGGGUCACUUUCUUAAAGCCCUAUGUGUUGAAAAGACUAUCCUUUCUCCAUUCCUUUGCCUUUGCUCCCUUUUCAAAGAUCACUUGACUGUAUUAGCAUGGAUGUAUUUCUAGACUCUCUGUUCCAGUUUUCUCCAUUUAUUGUGAUAAUCAUCAUGUGGCUUUGGGGGGUUUUUUCUUGUUUUUUAUUUUAUUUAUAUGGUUUAUUCCAUUAAUUGAUAUCCAAAUGUUAAGCCAACCUUGCCUUUCCUGGGACAAAUCCCACUGGAUCAUGUUGUAUAAUCCUUUGUAUAUGUUGCCGAGACAGUUUUCUGAUACUUUGUUAAUGUAUUUUACAUCUAUAUAGAUGAACAAUAAUGAGUUUGUAUAUUUGUUUUCUUCUGAUACCUCUGUAUCACAGGGGUCCCCAACCCCCGGGCCGUGGACUGGUACCGGUCCGUGGCCUAUUAGGAUCCGGGCUGCACCACAGGAGGCGAGCUGCGGGAGGGCACCCGGGGAGCGAAGCUUCACCUGCUGCUCCCCAUGGCUCGUGUUACCGCCUGAACCACCCCCUCCAACAACCCUCCCACCCGGUCCAUUGGAAAAUUGUCUUCUUCAAAACGAGUCUCUGGUGCCAAAAUGUUUGGGGACUGCUGCUGUAUCACAGUAAUUCUGAUCUCAUAGAAUAAGUUAGGAAGUGUUUCCUCCUCUUUUCUGGAAGAGUUUUUGAAGGAUCAGUGAUAUUUCUUUUUUAAAUGCUUUCUGGAAUUCCUUAGUGAAGGCACCUGAGCCUGGAAUUUUC